CUUCAGAUUUUAUUUUCCUCCAUUCCGAAGCAUCUUGCAUUGACUCUCGCGAUCAAAUACCACUAUUGCGAUAUUCGCCAUUUCUGGCAUCACAAUGGCCUGUGUUCAUUCUGUACUCACCAUUUUGAUUGAAUUGGCUGAUGGGCGAAUAUAAUCAGCACGGUUGUCGAAAGGGUUGGAGUUGGAAAAAAGAUGAAAGUUCCGACAAGAGAAAAGUUGUGGGCGUAAUUGUAGCCGAUGUGGGCUAAAAUUCGCUUGUGAACCCUUGCAGGUGCUUUGGUGGGGUACGAAUCAGGAAGUCUCAAACUGAGGUGGGCGACGACUUGUGAAGGUCCCACUUAUCUGGUUCAGAUAAAUGCCCGUUUCCUAAACCAAAGUACUUUGUACUUCUGUGCCGUGGGAUGGCUUGCAUCAACCGAGGCAUGUCUUGGGGGUCAUUGACUACAAUUACAAUGAGAAUCUAGGCGACAUUUUUAGCUUUCAUACACUUGGUAGAAUAAUGAUACAUCUUCUUAUAUCAAAUAUAUGAUAGUAUACAUUAAGACGCUUAUACUAUUAUAUGGUAAUGUAUAAAAGCUUUGAAAGACUCGGACGUCAUAAUGGUAGCCCAUAAACAACCAAAAGUGCUCCUAUUUGACAUCGGAGGAGUCUGUGUCAUCUCGCCUUUUCAGUCCAUAUUAGAUUAUGAACUGAGUCUAGGGAUCCCGCCAGGAUGGAUUAACCACUCAAUAUCAAAAACUGCACCUGAAGGUUUUUGGCAUAAGCUAGAAAGGGGGGAAAUUCUCCUAGACGAUGCAUUUUAUGCUGGUUUUAACAAAGACCUUCAUGAUCCGACGAGGUGGGCCUCAUUUUACAAGGUCCAGCAGUCAAAGAACCCGAACCUCUCCAAGGAAAUUCCUCCAGUCCCGAAGCUCGAUGGGCGCUGGCUUUUCAACGAUAUGAUGACUUCUUCGACAGAUCUAGACCCGUGGAUGUAUCCAGCGCUUAAGAACCUGAAGGCUAGUGGGAAGUUCAUCCUCGCCGCAUUGAGUAACACCGUCAUCUUCCCACCUGGCCACGCGCUCCACCAGCAGGAUUUCUUCUCUGACCCGCUUCGGAGCUUAUUUGACGUUUUCGUGUCGUCUGCACACGUAGGGUUGCGGAAGCCGGACUCCAAGAUCUAUCAGUAUGCGCUGAACGAAGUAGAUAAAUACGCCAAGUCUCAUGCCGACGAGGAAAAAGGUCGAUCAUUGGGCUGGCAAGACGGGGUAAAGCCAGAUGACAUUGUCUUCCUCGACGAUAUCGGCGAGAAUCUAAAAGCGGCCAAGACGUUGGGUUUCCGAACUAUAAAGGUGCCCCUAGGAAAAGCAUUUGAAGCAGUCGAUGAGCUAGAGGCUAUUACAGGCCUCAAGUUAGCUGGUGACCACCCUAGGAUACCUAUUAAACCGAGGAUAGGCGGCACGCAUGCUAAAUUGUAGAUUCACGCGCAAGGGGAUUGGCCUUGAUGCUAUGUUUGGAGAAAUAGAAAGUCGGUAGAGAAGUGUAAUUGAAUAUAUCACGUUAUUUGGGUGUA
This is a messenger RNA of Daldinia vernicosa, 1552 nucleotides long. RefSeq names its product HAD-like protein. The record is from RefSeq and is a predicted model, not a curated record. Bases 600 to 1457 code for a protein of 285 amino acids. The transcript is spliced from 2 exons. NCBI's taxonomy places the organism in Eukaryota, Fungi, Ascomycota, Sordariomycetes, Xylariales, Hypoxylaceae.